CAUUUUUUUAAGAGCGACAGAGAGAUAACAAAAACACCUCCACAAGAAGAAGGUAUAACUAAUCACUUUAUGAACAUAUAAAACAGAUAAGAAGGGACAAUACUCAGAAAUGACAGGGUUAAGUGAAGAACAAUUGGAAAUAUUUGAUAAGGAAGGGAUGAUAUGUCUUCCAAAUUUUCUUUCCUCCGACCAAAUAUCUCAAUUAUUAACUCGAUCACAUCAAUUAUUAGAUGAAUUUGAUAUUUCGAAUCAUCCAUUAACUCAAUUCAAAACGAAUGAUAAUGAUCAUGUGGGAGAUGAAUAUUUCUUCAAUUCAAGUGAUAAAAUAGGAUAUUUCUUUGAUACCGAUGCAUUCAAUGAUAGUACUGGAAAGCUUAAUUUCCCUAUUGAACAAGCAAUUAAUAAAAUCGGUCAUGGAUUACAUAUGAUAGAUCCUGUGUUUGAACAAGUGACAUUAAACGAAGAUGUGAGGGGGAUAAUGAAGUCUUUGAAAUAUGUCGAUCCUCGAAUCUUACAAAGUAUGUUAAUUUUCAAACAGCCUAUUGUCGAUGAGAAUGUAUCGAAGGAAAGAUCGAAUGCUGUCCCACCUCAUACUGAUGGGACGUUCUUAUAUACUGAACCUCAAUCUGCGGUUGGGUUUUGGUUUGCGUUGGAAGAUUGUACUAUUGAGAAUGGAUGUUUAUCGUAUUUACCAGGAUCUCAUAAAGUUUAUCCUAUUACAAAGAGAUUCGUUAAGAUCAAUAAAGGUAAAGAGGGAUGUAAUUUUAUCAAUGUCGGGGAUGAGACUGAAGUUAAGACUCCACCUAAGGAUGGAUAUAAGAUUGUUGAAUGUAAAGCAGGAUCAUUAAUCUUGAUUAAUAAUUCUGUGUUACAUAAAUCGGAAAACAAUCGAUCUAAAAAAUCAAGAUUUGCUUAUGCCUUUCAUAUUAUUGAUGGCGUUGCUAAAUAUGAUGAAUUAAAUUGGUUACAAGUUCCACCUAAUCCAGAUGGUGGUACUCAAUUUACAAAGUUAUUCUAAUUGAAAGAUAUAAUAUUAAAUAGAUAAACAGGUUAUAUACAUGAAUAUAUUUA
Molecule: messenger RNA, 1071 nt
Organism: Scheffersomyces coipomensis
Lineage: Eukaryota; Fungi; Ascomycota; Pichiomycetes; Serinales; Debaryomycetaceae
Exons: 1
Coding region: 110-1018 (302 amino acids)
Source: RefSeq, a predicted model, not a curated record